UCGAACCGACAGCGCCAUUUGUUUAUUUCCGCGUUAUUGCAUGUCACGUGACCACAUCGCCGCGUUUUUAACCAAUAAGCGUGUAGCACUCCCGGAACGACAGAGGUCGCUUUUGUGUGUCAAAAUAAAAGCGGGCAAAGUUACUAAAGCUGGAAAUCUGCAGCUAAUCGCAAAUCGUUCUAAAGUUAUUGUAAGAUCAUAUUUGAUAUUUCAGUAAUGUAAUGAAAUUAAUCAUUUAAUUAAGAGUAAUGUGACAUUUGAGGUUACAAAGAAGUCCCGAUUAGCUUGCAAAUUUAAACAACAUCCACAUCUGACCCUGUAGUCUAACCUAAAAGUUUCCCAACCCUGUUCCAGUAAAUCAUUAAAUCAUGAUGCUAUUAGUCGCAUGUUCUACCCAUGCCUGCAAAAACAUGCUGGUAGAUAUAUUGGCUACUCUAAAGCAGAUGUGUCUGAGUAAAAUCCCAGAUCACUCAGAUCACACAAAUACCUCAAAUACCACACAAAAUCACUCUUCUGCAGAUUGACUGUUUAACAAUACUAAACCUAAUACUUAACCUGUUUACCACCAUGUAUAUGAAGUCAUACAUGGGAGUGUUCAGGCCAUGUUAUAUAAUCAGAUAUUUCUAUGAUUGGUGAACGUACGUCCACUAAUGUGUUUAUGACACUUAAUAAGGAUUAGAGUGCUCUGAAGCUAGGUCAGUCUUACGAGCAUCUGCAGCAUGGCAGUGUGGGAUUACUGUUACUUAUUCCACACACAUGCAUGUAACCUAUUCACAUGUCACUUGUGCAGGUGGGGCCAAAGACAGAUAUUUAUCCCUUAGCAAUGCUGAAAACUAGUUAUUACUUCUCAGAUGUAAGCAUACAGCCAAUUACAUGCAGAUUCCCACCAAACUGCCUCACUUAACCUGUGCCUGUAGUUUAGCUUGCUAACUAGCAGUGUUUGAUCUCCGUCCACUCUCCUGUCCUCCAUCCACGUCCUGUCUCCGGUAUGACCUCCCUGAUUCCAGUGCCAAAGCCCUCAUAUUCCCAGGCCAGGGAAACCCUGGUAAAGGCCAUUCCCCCAAAGGUCAUCUGCUUGCUGGCCUGUGGGGGAAGAGACUGCCGCUAUGAGGGGCCGGUGUGCUGGAGACCAAGCCAACAGGCCAUUAAGGGCCUCUUCUCUAGCUGGAUGACUGAUGACAUUGUUGCCAUGGCAAGGCCAUCUACCAGUCUCAUUAAGACAUACAACAUAAUAGACCAGUUUAAAAAGUUGAACAUUAAAUCCAUCAUUAAUAUGCAGCUGCCAGGCGAGCACGCUCACUGCGGUCCUGAACUGGAGCCUGACAGCGGCUUCACAUACUCCCCUCAGAUCUUCAUGGAGAAUCAGAUUUACUUCUAUAACUUUGGCAUGGCUGAUUUUGGCGUGUCAUCUCUGGAGGGGAUUCUAGAUGCAGUGAAGGUUUUGGCCUUCUCUGUGCAGGAGGGUAAAGUGGCUGUACACUGUCAUGCUGGACUAGGCAGAACAGGAGUGUUGAUUGCAUGCUACUUGAUCUACACAUUAAGGAUCAGUGCUAGUGAGGCUGUGCACUAUGUGCGGAUAAAGAGGCCUUGCUCGAUUCAAACCCGUGCUCAGAUCAACCUGGUGUUUGACUUUGCGAGGCUCCUGAGCUCCCAGCUGGCACAGUACCCAAUGCUGAACAUGCGGCAUGGUGCCACAUUCAGUAUGAAGCAGUAUCUACAACGCCAGGCUGUGCUCUUACACGGUGAAGAGGCCCAUUUCCUUGCACACACACCAAAGAUCUUGCAUUUUCUCUGCAGCCUGCUGACAGCCCUCGCCCAGGGAACAUCAAGUCCUCCAGAAGUUCGGCAGGAACUAGAGAAAAAAGCAGCCAUUUUGGUUCUACAGCAGGCUGUGAGGAAUGUGUUGGCACUGCAGAGGUAUUUGCCUGUCCUGGUGGAUGGGGAAGACUCUUGCGAGUCUGUCUCUUCUUGGGACGAGCCUUUCGGAUUUUUAGAAAGGAAGAGGGAGAUGCUUUUGAACAAGCGCAGUUACAGUGAAUCAGACCUCAGCAAAAUUUCUCUGAACAGGGAUAUGAAAUUUAUACACAGUUCCAUGCUGUUUGGUAAUGGUGGUAACGUCUGUAAUGGAAUUUUGAGUCAUUUAAGAAAGGAGGAAUCAGCAAGUCCUGCUUUCAGUGUCUUGAUAAAUGAGUCUAACUGUGCAACAGACAGACAGAUGCACAUAUCAUCAUAUAAUCAUCACCUGGGUAAGCCCAAUGCUGGCAAGAGAGCAAAGUGCAUGAUGAAAACAUCUCAGGGAUUCCCAAAAUUCAGCUCCAAUAUAGAGCUCAAUAAAAAUAACAAGUAUGGAAAUGGGUCAUUAGCUUCGAGAGCUGUUGCUAAAGCAAUGGCACAAAAGGAACCCACAGGCAGCAAAGUCCUGCAAAGAGCUGCACUUUUACAGGAGGAACUGAACAUCUGUGCUUAUGGAUGGGCCACGCUGGCCACGGAGACCGACCCAAAAGUUCUAAGUGCUCUGAUGUGGAUCUGGUUAGAGAAACUAAAGGAUCCUGUCCUGAGUGCAGACGACAUAAAUAAACUAACAAAUACGCCUGGUCCAAAUCCCCUAAAAAUGCUGCACAAGUCUCAGUGUAGCACUCUGUGUUGUUUGCUGAGCUGUGUGGCUCAGGUGACGUCUCAGUGUCCACACCUCGAAAACCCUGUCCUGCAGAAGCUUAUCAAGGCACUGACCAGGCACCUUACAGAAGAAACAGAGAGCUAUAACACCUUGCUGAAGGUGUUUGGAACCAAAGUAAGAGAUAUGCAGCAUCUCUUACGCUUCCAAACAGCUACAGGGAUGUGAGCAAUCGAAAAAAGAUCUUAAAAGUACUGUAACC
Molecule: messenger RNA, 2876 nt
Organism: Pangasianodon hypophthalmus (striped catfish)
Lineage: Eukaryota; Metazoa; Chordata; Actinopteri; Siluriformes; Pangasiidae
Exons: 12
Coding region: 989-2842 (617 amino acids)
Biological process (GO): protein dephosphorylation; cilium assembly
Molecular function (GO): protein tyrosine/serine/threonine phosphatase activity
Source: RefSeq, a predicted model, not a curated record